Messenger RNA from Neocloeon triangulifer, 1586 nucleotides. RefSeq lists its product as uncharacterized. The transcript is spliced from 7 exons. The record is from RefSeq and is a predicted model, not a curated record. NCBI's taxonomy places the organism in Eukaryota, Metazoa, Arthropoda, Insecta, Ephemeroptera, Baetidae. The coding region runs from base 1 to 906 and encodes 301 amino acids. Gene Ontology annotation, molecular function: protein binding.
AUGGCGCAUGCGCGCAACUCUUUUGUCUUCUCUGGAGAAAAUGCAAGUGGCCAGCAAGGCCCGAUCAACGGAUUUGGGAGGAACAAUUUUGUGAGUGGUGCCGUCUGGAAGUCUGGAAAGCACCGACCAGACCAAGAAGCGAUCGAUUUGGCCAGGCCGACACCAGAAGUUGUCCGAAGGGCUGGUCACCUGAACACGUCCAAGAUGGACUACGCUGGAGCUGUGGAUGUGGAAGAGAAGAUUGCGCAGGACUUGGAGAGCACCAGCGCCUGCAGUUCUCCUUAUUUGGUCGAGUCCUUGUUCGAAUUCCAAGCCGGAAGUGACCCAAACUCUCUUUCUUUCCAGAAAGGAAAUAAUUUGUUGAUUCUUCAUGAAAUCAAUACGAUCUGGUCAUUUGCCUGUGACGAAAAAGGAAAAACAGGCAGAAUCCCCAAUGGCUUUGUGAAGAGACUCGCUGAGAAGACUGACUUGCAAAAUGAUGAAACGCUAGAAUUACAUGGAGCAGAACUGGCGACUCGAUUAAGGAGGCUUGAAAGUGACAUUGAAUUCAUACGACGAGAUUUGUUUGUCAAGACCGUAGAAAUUAGGGAAUUGCUGCGGAUGCGUAGUACGUUAAAUAAAGACUUUGAAAGCGUCAAAAGUAUAUCUGCUCCACCUUCACCAACUCCACCGAAGAAAUCGCAAGCUAUAAUUACUUACAAAGUCCCCAAAAACACUUAUUUCAAAGUAGAGGUCUUAAUGAACUUUAAGGGUGGACAAGCGGAGCAUUUACCACUCAAUGUGGGUGACAUAGUUUUUGUCUUUGAUGCUUCCGAUCCUUUCUGGUGGCAUGGUGAGAGCAUAAAUGGGCUUGGAAAAUUCCCCUCUGUGUUUGUGGUACCAAGCCCCAUUGGCAAAGGCAAAUAGGGUUUUGCCCCCAGUCAGAUGCAUCCAUGAUGAGUAAAACAACAGUCAAGAGGAGGGAAAUGGCGACUAUGAUUGAGCUCUCAACAACUACCUGAUCAGAUCACCAGCAGGAGUUCACACAGUUUUUUACCAGCUGAAUUUACAUACACACUUCAUUUGCGCAUUUCUUUGACCAUAUAUCAUUAAGCCCUAGAUGAAAAUUUAUUAGUGUGUCAACCAAGAACAUUAUUCAUGUUGUAAAGAUCCAAUCCUUAUUCAAGAAACGGGAGCAUAAAAGAGAUUCCCCAUUGAUGUUCAUAUUGUAUCAGAUAGAAAAUAAAAUGUAAAUCAAUUAAUCACAGUGUGUUUACAGGCAUUGUGCUUUUGGCACAUUUUAUUCGAGCAGGGAAAUGCCAAUUAGCCAAACCAAAAUAAUUUUUUCUUCAAAAGAAAUUAAAAUUUUUGGCUAUUUUUACAUCCUUGGUAAAAACUAGAAUUUCUUUUUGUUUUCAAGCACAAAUUUUCCGACUCUUUUUUUCAUAGCAUUAUUAUUACACUUAGAGAAAAAUAUAGAUUUGUUCGGAUGACUUCUAUGUAACAAGCAUACUUACGAGGACAAAAAAGUGCAUAUUAUAUAAUUUUAUAUAAAACAUUUUUCACAAUUUUCAGGCGUUAAAAUUUAAAAAUCCCUUUGAAGUUAA